Molecule: messenger RNA, 378 nt
Organism: Rotaria socialis
Lineage: Eukaryota; Metazoa; Rotifera; Eurotatoria; Philodinida; Philodinidae
Source: the annotation of a GenBank genome assembly
AUGUCCGAUUUAUAUACGAAUACCCUACGAAAUACUGAUAGUAUUUAUAGUCAAACUGCAGAUGACAGUUCAACAAUACGACAAGUACUUGUCGAUAUUGAACGUCUAAUGACAAGUCUUAGUAAUGACGUGGAUCAAAAUAAAUCUUCUAUAUCAUCAAAUUUAAUUAAUUAUUCAUCUCAACCACAAAGAUUUACGUCAUCAUUAUGUUAUCCGAGAUCGACAACAACGACGACGACGACAACGAUAACGAGUAUUACAAUAAACGAUGAUAACCAUCAACUUAUUGAACAUCUCCGUAAUCGUAUUACUCGACUAGAACAUGAACGAAACGUUCUUCUGACAUCGUAUCAAUUACUUCUUAAACUUCUUAAAUGA